AUGCAGCAAGUUCCUUCCUCGCCCCAGUCGGAUGAGUGUGCUCAAAUGAGCGUCCCUGUCGCCGGUCUCGAGGGUUUGACGCUGUACGAGAAGAAAUGUCGCCUGGUCAACCGAGAAAUCGAUCGUCAGGGCAUGGGCCGAUACCAGUGGUACAUCUGGAUCCUGUGCGGGCUCGGCUACUUUCUUGAUCUUCUCUGGGCCCAGGCGUUUAGUCCCGUACAGCAAGAGAUGGGCUUUCGGGACAGUCAGUCGGGAAACAUUUCGACGAGCUUCAACGCUGGCCUAACUGCGGGCGCUAUAUUCUGGGGCUUGAUUUCAGACAUUGUCGGUCGCCGCUGGGCAUUCAAUCUGACCUGCCUCCUCUCAUGCACCUUCGGCCUCUGUCUCGGCUUCUCAAAUGAUUACAAAACCCUGCUUGUCAUCACUGCCUUUGUUGGCUUCGGAGUCGGCGGGAAUAUCCCCGUCGACAGUGCCAUCUUUCUUGAAUUUGUUCCACAACCUCUGGGAGUGGUCGUGUGCAGCGCCAUUGCUUUUGGCUUCAUCCCCGUCUAUGCGUGCUCUCCAAACUUUUCCGAGAAGGAUCCUCUGCAAUCGUGCCGUACCGCCGCUCCGGGGGCUGCUUGCUGCUCGCGUUCCGACAACAUGGGCUGGCGUUACUUUCUGUAUACGCUAGGUGCCAUAUCGUUUGUGGUAUUCUUUUUACGAUUUGCCGUCUUUACGUUUCGGGAAACCCCCAAGUAUCUUCUAUACAAGGGAGAAGAUGCCAAGGCCAUAGCGACAAUGCAGCACAUGGCCAAGGUAAAUAGACAGCAGUGUCGCCUAACUAUUGAGGACUUUCAGGCCCUCGAACCAAACGGCUGCAGUGAAGAGGUAAGAUCGUCCGACUUAUUGAUCCCUGGCCAGAAGGGUGUUUCGUUGGCGAGAGAGAGCUCUAUCAAGUUUCGCCGAUGGCUCGAGAGAUACAAGAUGCUGUUUGAUGGCUUUCAGAUGACGCGACUUACCAUCCUGGUAUGGCUCACUUACAUUAUGGACUUUUGGGGAUUCACAGUUGCUGGCUUCUAUCUUCCCCGAAUCUUGGCUCUCAAAAAUGGCGCCGCGUCCGCCAGCCUUGCAUUCACCUAUGCCGCAUACAUCUACACCUAUGCUCCGGGUAUCAUUGGCGUCCUACUAGGCGCGUUUGUCUGCCGUGUUCCCGCAAUCGGGCGCAAGUGGACAAUGGCCGUGUCGUCGGGUCUCAUGGGCGCAUCCAUCCUGCUCCUCUCAAAAGCCGACACAAUCGCGAAAAAUGAGGGCCUUUUCGCCCUCCAGUACUUCUUUCAGUCCAUGUUUAAUGCCGUCUUGUAUGGAUGGACGCCCGAGGCAUUCCCUGCGCCUGUAAGAGGGACGGCAUGUGGAGUGGCCAGUUUCUGGGGUCGGCUGUUCGGUAUUAUUAGCCCCCUGAUUGCGCAGCACUUGUAUGGGAGAACGACGGGGCAUGACGGCAAUGGAGAUAUUAACAGCGUGCUUUAUUUGGCGGGGGGCGUGUCGUUGGGGUGCGUGGUGACUACGGCGUUGUUGCCGUCCAAACUGAUGGAGGCCCAGGAUGAACGCUCGUGA
Metarhizium brunneum ARSEF 3297 is the source of this 1596-nucleotide messenger RNA. The record is from RefSeq and is a predicted model, not a curated record. Lineage: Eukaryota; Fungi; Ascomycota; Sordariomycetes; Hypocreales; Clavicipitaceae.